Messenger RNA from Phytomonas sp. EM1, 282 nucleotides. The record is from the annotation of a GenBank genome assembly. NCBI's taxonomy places the organism in Eukaryota, Euglenozoa, Kinetoplastea, Trypanosomatida, Trypanosomatidae.
AUGCAGCACAUGGACGUGAAGUAUUGCCAGCUCCUGGAGGAAUGGGGCAUCCCUUUCUCCGUGGUGCUCUGCAAGACGGAUGCCGCACCUAUUCGAUUUCUCGCCCGGCUGGCAGAUUACACUCGAUGCCAGCUCGUGCACUUCGACCAAUGUAAGGAGCUGAUGUUGACUAGUUCCUUACGUUUGGCGGGCAUCGAUAAAAUGCAAGAUCUCAUUGCAAGUAUGGGUAUCACUGAGAGCAAAUUGAGCGGCGCAACAAUGGAUUUCUCUAUGCUUGUGUAA